Messenger RNA from Penicillium macrosclerotiorum, 1050 nucleotides. RefSeq lists its product as uncharacterized. The transcript is spliced from 2 exons. The record is from RefSeq and is a predicted model, not a curated record. NCBI's taxonomy places the organism in Eukaryota, Fungi, Ascomycota, Eurotiomycetes, Eurotiales, Aspergillaceae. Bases 1 to 1050 code for a protein of 349 amino acids.
AUGGUGAUUGUUGCUCAGAGUGGUCACAGUCGGAUCACCAAUUCAUGGGUUCUUGGUAGACUCCUUCGAGAUACAAGCGAUAAAAUGGAUGAAGAAAUGAGGGGCGAAGCACCUCAUCGAAGUACAGGUACUUGGUCUACUUGGAAUCCAUCAUUCUGGAGAGCCAUGUUUGGACUGGAGCCGAAAUCUGAGUUGCCAUCCAAACCAUGGGAAGCGCUUCGAAUCGAAGUUUAUGAAUUAAUAGACGACGAGGAAAUUGAGCACGGGGUGCCAGAAAAAGAUGGAAUCUGGCUUCUAGGCUUUUUGGUGAUUUUUAUUCAAUUAAUCAUUGCCAUGAUACCAUGGGUCAUCAAUAACGAGUGGGGAACCUUCCUAAUAACAUGCUAUGGUAACAUUCUCGCAUUGUUAACAAGCUCGCUGCCUCAGUGGAGACGUGAGAAGUGGGCUUGUCCAAGGAAAGGCGGCCCUACCGUAACAAUCACUGAAGGAAACGGCAGCCGUUUUGCAAUGAUCAUUUUAAGCAAAAAGGGCGUUGGGCUAAAUUUCGAGAUUUUGGCUCGCGGGACCAGAACUGCACCGGCAUCCCUGUUGACGAGAUUAGCUACAUCAUUCUUUGCUGUAAACUGGAUCAUUCUUCUAAUCACAGCAGUAGGCUUGAGUAUUGAUACCUGGUAUAUUCUUGGAAUUGGUACCCUUGGCAGCAUCCACAAUAUCGCAUCCGCGGCACUUUCGCGGAGCCCAAGCGCCCUCGGCAUUCAUAUCAGGAAAACUGGGGAGGUUUUUCGCGGACCUCGUGUGGCGGAAGUUUUGAAAACUGCUGAAGAGCGAUAUCCUGGAGUGGGGCUAUCUCUUGUUCCUGUGUUCUUCCCCGGAUCGAUGCGGGUCCAAGAGAACAGUUUUGGAUUUUGGAGGACUGCUCAAGAUCGGGUCAUGGCCCCUAAUAAAUGGGGAACACGUAUAGAUACUCUACCUUCUGCCAAUUCUGAAAAUUUCGAAAUUGACGGAGAAGGUGAAGGUGGGCUCAAAGGAAGGAGUAAUCAAGGGGUUUAA